AUGCGAUCCCUGCAGCAGGCACAGGCACCGUACUGGCUAGCGCCGGUCCAAACUGGCCCGCGAGAGCCGCAGUGGCUGGCUCCGGCCAAGCAAGGGGCUUGCAGGACGGCCGGCGGCAACCAAGGGUCGUACAUCGAGAAGUGGGGCGUCACGGAGAGCAAGUGCGGGGAGGAGUGCGUGACUACUUAUUCGCAUGAGUGCGUGGCGUGGGAAUUCACGGAGGUCAAGCCGAAGCAGUGGGUGUGCGAGCUGCACAAGGACCCAGUCAAGUCGGUGUACCCGAUCCCGACCUCGCGCUGCUACAUCAUCUUCGCCCACAAGUCCUCCUUCGGAGGCGCCCUCUCGAUGCCCAUGCAAGCGGCAGCCCCCGCCGCCGCGGCGGUGGUCCCCACGCCUCAGCCGACGACCAGGCCAAAGGGCAGGCCAAAGGGAUACAUGAUCAACAUGCGGAGCAUCCGCGGCGCUAAGCCGAUGGGAGUCAACGUCACUUUCGACAGGGCGAUCAUAGCGAUCAUGAGGGACGCCUCCAUCACCGACUCCGACUUCCCGUACGCCUCCUUCGACGGCGCACAGCUGACCGGCAUCCAUCAGCAGCUCGGCCACGGACUAGGCACGACCUUCGACGGCACCGGUUUCGUCGACUCCAACUUCACGGGCUCGAUGAUGCAGGGCGUCAUCAUGAUCCGGAAGCUGCAGCUGCAGAACGCCAACCUCAACGGGGCGACUCUGCGCGACUGCAAGCUGCAAGAGCUGAACAUGAUCUCCGCCACGGCGGUCGGCGCCGACUUUUCGGGCUCGGUCCUCAACAUCGGCUGCUUCGACAAGGCAGACGUGAGCUACUCCAAGUUCAUUGGAGCGAGCGUCCCCGACUCGACCUUCAACAACACAGUCAUCAAGGGCACCGACUUCACGGGCGCGCUUGGCACGUUGAAGGCAGACUUCUACCAUGCGAUCGGGGUGCCCCUCGUGUGCGACGGGUGCAACUACCCGGGAAGCGGCUUGGCGCCCCUACCGGCGCCGAUCACAUCAGGACACGGUCUCGACGCGCUCGGCAGCCUGGGAACGGUGGCGGCCAGAGGCAAAGCCUACGAGGGUGGUGGAACCACAUGUCACGGCUACUGCCGGCUCGACCCCACGAUAGCCUCCGAAGGCUGA
Molecule: messenger RNA, 1155 nt
Organism: Emiliania huxleyi CCMP1516
Lineage: Eukaryota; Haptophyta; Isochrysidales; Noelaerhabdaceae
Exons: 9
Coding region: 1-1155 (384 amino acids)
Source: RefSeq, a predicted model, not a curated record